Oncorhynchus mykiss (rainbow trout) is the source of this 3580-nucleotide messenger RNA. Its product is annotated as coiled-coil domain-containing protein 22. Gene Ontology annotation, biological process: positive regulation of ubiquitin-dependent protein catabolic process. The record is from RefSeq and is a predicted model, not a curated record. Lineage: Eukaryota; Metazoa; Chordata; Actinopteri; Salmoniformes; Salmonidae. Gene Ontology annotation, molecular function: cullin family protein binding.
CAGUCAUGCGACUCCAGAAGCGGGGGGAUGCUGGGAAUCAUAGUUUAACUUUCCCAACUCUCCAGUUUUUUUGCAACACUACUGAAGAAUGUUGAAACUCAGCAUCCCAUAGAACACUGCUAUCAUAUCCUCCUCCCACGUGACUUAAUGUGUUUAUAGAUGCAGCAAUUUAGCUUUCACUAAUUUGUCAGCUAGCUAUCUCUCAUACGAAAAAAGCUAUUUGUAAGACAUUUAAGGGAGCACAAAAAAGUGUUAAGUGGAAAUGUUGCUGGAAUAGUUACUGUCGUGCCUCUAGUUCAUCCGUUGAGAAGUGACAACGUAAGCUAGUUCCCCAGCUAAAAACAGGCGAGCUAGCUUGUUGUUUUUGAAUGGAUCCGCCUGUGAAACCUCUAACGUUAUCUAGCUAGCCAAAAGAAGCAUAUUGAAGCCUAAUGAUUGGAAUUUCGGGGGAUUUUUGCUAAAGGAAUUGCAAGGCACUUAAUCUUCUUACAGUGAUGGAGGAAGUUGAUAAGAUUUUAAUUCACUCCCUUAGACAGACCGGCACGGACGUGGGGGAGGAUGUUCAGAGUGUGAAGCGCUUCUCCAGUGAGCUCAUAGUGGAGGCGGUAGUGAAAUGUCUGCGAGUGAUCGACCCGGCCCUGGGGAGCAGCCUGUCCCACUCCUUACCCCCCGGCAUGUCUGCCCGCUUUCGAGUGGGCAUGAGCCUGGCACAGGCCUGUCAGGACCUUGGCUACAAGGGAGAGAUUGGCUACCAGACUUUUCUUUACAGCAAUGAGCCAGAGAUCCGCUCCCUGCUCAUGUUCCUGGUGGAGAAGCUGCCCAGAGAAAGUGCUGAGGCCUUGGACCAACCAGCAGGUAAAUCGGUCCUCCUCCAGAAAUUGAUAGCUGCCCAGAUCAAAGCUCAGCUGGCCUUGCCUUGGCUCCCUCCAUCUUGCAGACUACCCCUCCUAUGUAAAACACAGAACCCAGGACCUUCCCACAGUUUCCACUCUCAGCCCCUUAGUUUACUGCACUGCCUCAAAGUGCCUGGGAAAAAGCAAUUGAAAGAGGAAAAGGACUACCACAGGGAAUUUCUUCCACCUGUGACUGCACAGCCGUCGCAGCAUGCCUCAGUGCCGGCCUCCCUGCUGGAGCUGCAUGCAGGGGAGCUUAGUGCCGCCCAGGAGUGGGACAAUGAGUGGAACAGCCAAGGCCUCCUUUCCCGCCUCACCCCUGAGGAAUAUCGCUCCAGGAAGCGUGCCCGUCUGCAGAAGCGGAUCGAAGAGCAGCUGCGCACUGCGGCCCAGUCUCACUCGGAUACCCUCGGUGCCCACACGGCGUCUGCUCUCACAGAGCUACUUCAGUCCUUCGGGGGCUCCUCCCUUGGUGGUGACAUCCUCGCCAAGGGCACCCGCUUCACUCACACCGAGAAAUUCACUUUCACACAGGAGCCUGCGAAAGCCUCCCAGCAGAUGGCGGCCAGCUCCCUUCCCAGCUCGCAUCAGUCGGAGGAGGAACUGCAGGCCCGACAGCAGGAGGAGCUGGCCUCCCUGCAGCGGCAGCUACAGCAGCUCUCCCUCAGCCUAGAGGAGGUGGGCGGAGACAUGAGGCAGCUCACCGUAUCCAUACUUCAGGUGUCAGAUGAGCUGAAGCAGAAAGAGCUGAGCAAGGCAGAGAAGGAGGACUCUGUGUGGGUGAAGAAGCAGACCAUUGACCUGAUGCCGGACGCAGAGAACAACCUGGCCAAGCUGCAGGCCCUGGUGGAGGGAAGUGCCAAGCGAGUGGUCAACCUUGCUGCGCAGUGGGAGAAACGCAGAGCUCCGCUCAUCGAUGAGCACCGCAGGCUCAAGGAGCUCUGCAGCAACCAAGAGAUGGAGUCCUCCAGAAAGCUAUCUGAAAUCAAAGAGCUUCACAACAAAAUCCAUCAGUCUGCGGAGGAGUCCAAGAAGAAGGAGGCACUGUAUAAACAACUGAUAACAGAGUUUGAGAAUCUCCCCAAAGAUGUCUCUCGCUCAGCAUACACUGCGAGGAUCCUGGAGAUCGUUGGCAACAUCAGGAAACAGAAGGAAGAAAUUACAAAGAUUCUGUCUGACACUAAGGAGCUGCAGAAAGAGAUUAACAAUCUGACUGGAAAACUGGACCGAACGUUCGCUGUGACUGAUGAGCUGGUCUUCAAGGAUGCGAAGAAAGAUGAAUCUGUCCGCAAAUCCUACAAGUACCUGGCAGCCUUGCAUGAGAACUGCACUCAGUUGAUCCAAACUAUUGAGGACACAGGCACAAUCAUGAGAGAGAUCAGAGACCUGGAGGAGCAGAUUGAAACUGAAAAUGGUAAGAAGACUGUAAGCAACCUGGAGAAGAUCCUCGAGGACUACAAAGCCAUUCGCCAGGAGAACUCUGCUCUGGCUGCCAAGAUCAGAGAGGCCUGACGUGACCCUCCCCAUGCUGCACCGUAGUGGCCACCUGAUGUGUCUGCUGGUCAAACUGACUGGUAGCAUGCCCUUGAGACUGACUGCCUGUCCUCUGUCUGUGUGUGUGUGUGUGUGUGUGUGUGUGUGUGUGUGUGUGUGUGUGUGUGUGUGUGUGGAACCAAGAAAGUACACUCCAUCUGGUCUCAAGACUUUCAACGCUGUCCUUUGUCCACUGUCUUGUUGCAUUGCCUUCUGGGAGCACUGACGGCAUAUGGGGAAGGGGAGAUAGAUUUUUGUACCAUUUUUAAUGCACAAACUUUGGCUUACCCAAAAACCAUGCUGGAUAAAGAAGUGUGAUGUGUAACAACACAGUGCUGAAUUAUACUGGCCUUGCCUCCCUGGUAUCCAUACACUGGUUCCAUAUUGAUUCCACCCAAUCAAAAAAUAAGUUAGGAAAAUUAUGCUGACCUUUUCUAUUAUACAUUUGUAGUAGUUCUUCAAAAUUGCAGUAGUUCUGAUAAAUCAAUCAAGUGAAUGUCUUAAUGAUCUACUUUGAAAUUCACUGCAAUUCAGGUGAAUUUCUUAAUGUUGGCUCUCAAUUCCCCAGAACAAUGCAGUGGUUAGGUACGGCCUAAGACCCCAUUCAUGCCAUAUUUUGUCUUAACUGGGGUCGAUUUGGAGAUUACUAGGUUUGUCCAUUCUAGUUCAUUCUCAUGCCUUGAAAUCAAAUGCUGCUUUUGUCUGUCUCAUUGGCUCAGUGUUAUUUGGAUUAGGGAGCCUUGGUGCAAAGUAAAUGGCCUCACCUUUUGAGCACUGAUCUCCUGAAAUGGUCUAGACUAGGUAACAAACCACAUUGAUUGAUGUAAUGAAUCAUGUGAAACUUGUAUAAAAACAAUACAAAAUGUUUGUCAUAGCAGAAAAUGAACAUGUUAAUGAAGGGCUGUUGCUUUCUUUCAUGUUUAUUUUAUUUGAAAUGCUGAAAGGUCCUUAGUGUCAUUCGUAUGCUGUCCUUUUUUUUUGUUUUGCUUGAUCCUGGAGGGGAUGCCUGUUGAACUGGCUCUCGAGCCCUGUUUAUACCUGGUGCCAACAUGCCCCCUUUGUCCUAAUCUUGUCAACAUUCUUGACUGCCCACAUUUUUAGACUGGUAUAGACUAUUAAAGACACAUGAUCUCAUUGUUAUCAGAUCUUCCUGA